AACAAACAGCCUAGCCCAGAUGAGAAAAAGUAAUGCAACACAUUACUUUUCAUAAAAAGUAACUCAAUUAGUUACUUUUUUAGGAAGUAAAAUGCAAUAUUUUCCCCAACACUGAAAAUAAGUGCCGUAAGAAAAUGAAUUGGAAAAGUAUGAAAAAUGUGUGAAUACAGAGCAAGUUUUUUAGGACAAUCAGUAGUAGCCUCGGAUUUUCCAACGUUAUGGAAAUGAUUAAUGAUUUUCCUAGUACCAUGAAAUUCCCUCAAAAUACAAAAUAUUAAAGAAUUAAUAUUAUUAUAUUAUUUUCAUUUUUAAAAAUUAUGCUUUGAUUUCACUGCUGAGGAUUACAAGUGUGAAGCUGAAGUGAGAAAUGCCUGAUGGUUAAAAGUGUAAUAUAAAUGUAUUCCAAAAUGAUAACUGGAUGCUACUCCCUGAAUUAAUAUGCAAUGCGUUAAGGUCAUAUGACUACAACUACACAUUUGUGGAAUAAUGCAAAUUCAAUGGAAUAAUACAGUAUAUACUGCACAGUAUUCAGUAAGUACUAAGCUGGUAUUCUAUUCCGUUGACUAGAAGUUCAUAGAAUUGUUAUUGAAUUGUCUAGCUCACGGGAGGUGAGGAAGGACCUUUGGAAGACCAGUGAUCCAGCCUGGGGAUGUGAUGGGAAGAAAAUACUGAACACCCAACCCCCUUGCAUGAUUCAAUGCAAAUGUUGAGGAGACAGGAUGGUUUUCUCUUAAUUUUUCCUUUCUUUUCCUUUCUCAUUUUUUACAGAAAUUCCUUUUUUUAUUAUUUACCUAGAUUUUUAUAGCUUGUAGAGGAUAUACAAAAUGUUUCCGCAGAGUGGCAGCAUAGUUGAAAACAUGCAUUCCUUGAUCAAAGACUUAAAAAAAUCACCUAAACAAAAUGUAGAAACGAACAACAGAUGAAUCCCACAUUUGGAUAUCAUUACCACUUACAUGAAUUAACCAGUUUGGUUCCCAGUUCUAGGUUUAGAACGAAAAUGUCAAGAUGUGAUUGUCAUUACGGGUUUGAAAAACAGCAAACUGCCUUUACUGUGUGUCUUUGGCCUUGUUGACCAAGCUGUAGCGGAUUUACUUAAUGCUGGGCUCCAACAUAAAGAAAUAAAUGAACAAAUCCACUAAAUUGUCACAUUGCAUUUGUAUCAACUUUGUCUUCGUUGGACAUGUUGUCUUUACAUUAACUACUUUUGUUCUGUGGAUUUUUCCCUGGUUUGAAUCCACAAACCCUUUGGUCCAUUUUAGGACAACAGCGUAAUGACGCAGGAUGUGGGACACAACCUAGAAAUAGCCAUUCCUACUACUCCCGUGUAACCAUAAACAACUUUUGUGCGGAAGAAAAUGGACAGCAGUUUUAGGUCACUGAACAAGAGAAGACUGGGGUAAAAUGAGCCACAAGCGUGUCUCUACUCAACACUCCUCCCGGGUCCAGCUUCACUCAGAUCCACUAUAAUAUGAGGGGGAAAUGCCAACUUAAUAACAUGAAUGACCCGCCCCCCUGCGGCCUUUGUCCAAUGGGAUUUAACCUGAGGGGUCAGGACUGGUGAAUCCAAACAAUCAGACGUCUGAUACAGAGAGACAAAUUAAGAUGUGCUUCACUGCAUGCAGGCGCAGGUGGACCAGAGAGAUUUAACCGACAGAGAGAGAGAGGAAAACUCUCAACACCUUUACUUUCGACUGCUGAAUUUAUUUUUUUAUGCUGUAGACGUCAACAGCAGCUAAGAACUGAAUAAUCUUGGAUAAUAAUAAAUCUUCAUUUCGUCAGAAGGCAGAUUCAAAAAAGCAGGUCAUUGGUCAUCAUUAAGAGAUGUUUGAGAAACAACCCUACGAUAGUCCCCCGAUGUACACUCCCCCUUCCAAUGGCUUUGGACCUCCGGGGAGCUUCCAAGACCCACGGAGUGAAUUUGAUCCCUACCCUCCACCUCCAGGAUCCUACUAUAUUGGCGAGGAGGUACCACAGCAUUUCUACAAGUGGUUCUCCCCUCCGGGAAUUGUGAAGAUUAUGAUAGGGACAGUUAUAAUCCUGUGUCUAGGAAUCUUCGCCUGCGUGGCCUCGACUCUGGUUUGGGACAUGCAGUACGGAUUAGGUUACGGAUCAGGAUAUUCAAGCUAUCCUGGAUAUGGAAGUGGGUACGGAGUUGGCAGUGGGUAUGGAUACGGAAGCUACGGAUACGGGGGAGGUGGAUAUGGUUACGGAGGCUACUACAAUUCUUACCCGACCCCUUACUCGGCAAAGACCAGCAUGAUCGCCAUCGCUGCCAUAAACUUCAUCAUCGCUUUGGGAUUCUUUGCAGCCAGCUUCUCCAAAACAAACACGUUCCGCAGCAGGAAGUUCUACCUGGCGGUGCUUAUUGUCAGUUCCAUAAUGGCAGUGAUUCAGGGCAUUAUAAACAUUGUGUACAUUGUAGGAGUGAACCCUAUGGCCCAAAGCUCCACCAGCUCAUACUACAACCCCAUGAUUAUGAUGUGUCAGAACCUCUACGGCAGCAGUGUGACAGGAAUGGGGGCCGGUUUUCCUGUCUAUAACCAGUACUUGUACCACUACUGCUACGUGGACCCUCAGGAGGCAGUUGCAAUGGUUUGUGGGUUCAUGGUCGUGGUGGCACUGGCUGUGGCAGCCUUCUUCUCCUAUAGGACCAGAAGUAAAAUCUGGCGCUACGGGAAGCCAAACAUCUACUGGGAUCGACCACUGAUGGGAGGAACUGAGGGCAGAGAUGUGGAGGAUUGGGUCAACCAUGUACAGGAUGGACAGAGCAUGCAGGAGGCAUCCAUGGUGUUUUCAGAGAAGAUGGCUCCUGUUCUGGCUUCUGCCCCCAGUGUCGGCUCCAUCCCUCCAAAAAUUGGCAGUGUCUUUAGCUCUGAUACCAACAAUAUUGUCAGUAGUAACAGUUACCCGGAGCGCUCUUUCAGCCGCCCAUCUCACUCUACAUCCCCAUCUGGAGAAGUGAGCUCCAGCCCCUCAGACCAGACGGACACCAUCCGCAAACCGUCCGCCUCCAGGGGCAAGAGACGCAGGAGGAACCCUGAGCUGGACGAGUCCCAGUAUGAAACUGAGUACACGACGGGAGGAGAGACCGCCAACGAUUUUGAUGAGGAUCUGUGGGCACGUCUGUAUCCAGAGAUCACAUCUGAUUCCCAGCGACACGAGUAUAAGAAAGAAUUUGACUCGGACCUCAGGUUCUAUAAGGAACUGUGUGCUGAAAUGGAUGACAUCAACGAUCAGAUAAACAAGCUCAGCAGAGAGCUGGACACACUUGAUGAGGGAACGUCCAAGUACCAGGCUGUAGCAGAAGAAUAUAAUCGUCUGAAAGACCUAAAACGGAUGCCAGAUUAUCAAAACAAGAAGCACCAGUGUCGCAAACUACGCCACAAGCUUUUCCAUAUUAAACGAAUGGUUAAGAUCUAUGACCGUGGUCAGUAAUGAGCUCCGUCAAACCACCACACCUGCACUCCUUGUUCAACAUUUUUGCAUUUAACUAAUCAUGGUCAGCCAUGACGAAGCCUUCAAAUGACUGAGUGACCAAAGUUGCCCAAAUCCUAAACUGCUGUAACAUUGGCUUCACCCGGUGCUUAUGAUUAACCUGAGCCCUAAAGAUGGUUGCCUUGGAAACGAGGACCAGGGAUUCCAAAACCGGUCCUUUCAAAGUCUUUCCAUUACCUGGAACAUGUUCUUUCACUGGAAACGUCUGCUUUACUCAGAGUUAGUGACUACAUAUAGCCUGUAAAAUGCCAUAAAGCAUUAAACUGUUGUCAUUCUGUUGUUUUUGUGUGAUUUGGGUGUGGUUGUGAGUUCUAACCUCAAGGUCAGCUGAUUACAGCGGUGCAUGUGUUUGUUGGAGAAAAUGUACUUUGGACAAUCCUCUCCGACAGAAUAAUUUGCAGCUGCAUUGACAUCUAUGCAGUCAGUUUCCUUGUGUAUGACUGUAAGUGAGUUGUGUGUUUAUUGUGUAUGCCAGUAAUUGUCAAGGUGUAACUGUGGGUCACUGAUUGUUUUCAUGUCAGAAACCAUAAGAGUCCUCAUUUCCGAGGUGCCAGAACAGUUCCCAAUAACAACUGAGAGAUUUAAACUUGUACACCAUUACAAAAUAUUCUCUUUUCAUUUUUUUAAGCAACUUACUGCCUCAGUGAAAGAAGAAAAUAAUAAUUGCAAUUUUAAAUCACAAAGAGAAACUGAAAUUUUAUAUUCAGUUGUGUUUAAAAAAAAAAAAAAAACGAAAAAAAAAAACGGUGCCAGUGGUGCACCAUGCAAAUAUGCAAGAAUUAUGUUCAUGUAGUUCUAGAUGUUUAUGUUGUGUUUGAUUCACUUGGAAAUAUUGUGAUCUUCACAUUAUUUGAAACAAUAAUAGCUGCUUAUUAACUAAUCAACUAUCUAUGCAAGAUUAAAUACUGAAGUUCCAUUUGUUUUGUUAUGUUGUUAUGGACAUCAAAUAAGAUUUACCCUUUUGUACGAAAACUGUUAAUGAGAUGAUGUUUUUUUGUUUUUCUCAUGUGCAUAACAGCAUUUAUGUUCAUCUACAUAUUUGUUGUCCUUUCUAUUUUCAAUAAAGUUUUGUAUUUUAA
Megalobrama amblycephala (Wuchang bream) is the source of this 4574-nucleotide messenger RNA. RefSeq names its product occludin. The transcript has 12 exons. Gene Ontology annotation, biological process: positive regulation of transcription elongation by RNA polymerase II; bicellular tight junction assembly; snRNA transcription by RNA polymerase II. Gene Ontology annotation, cellular component: membrane; bicellular tight junction; transcription elongation factor complex. Lineage: Eukaryota; Metazoa; Chordata; Actinopteri; Cypriniformes; Xenocyprididae. The record is from RefSeq and is a predicted model, not a curated record. Gene Ontology annotation, molecular function: cis-regulatory region sequence-specific DNA binding. Bases 1822 to 3435 code for a protein of 537 amino acids.